This is a messenger RNA of Prorocentrum cordatum, 322 nucleotides long. Lineage: Eukaryota; Dinophyceae; Prorocentrales; Prorocentraceae. The record is from the annotation of a GenBank genome assembly.
AUGCUCGCCAAGGAGAUUUAUCACGAGUUCGGAAGCGUCAUUGGAACGGCGAUGAUGUUGGGAUUCGACGACUACGAUUUCCAGAGCCUCGUGCUCGACGACCACGGCAAGCAGGAGAAGCUGAUAGCGAGGAGCCUGUCGAAGAUCGGGGGCAAGACGGCGCUGGCGCGCCUCGGCUCCUCGCCGGCGAAGCGCACCGAGGACUGUGGCGCCGAUGCCGACGGUGCGGUGGAUCCCGAAGACCUGGACCUCGAAGAGGAGACCCGCGGUGGCGGCCUGCGGACGGGCCCGCCGGCGGCGCCGCCGACGGGGCCCUGCGGGA